UUCAUUUCAGCAAGCGGUCUUGUUUGUAUUCGAGGAGGGAGGAAUUUUGUCCCUUGCCUCGUCUUUUUUCAUAGUUUUGAGGCGUUUAAUGGCGAGGCGCGGUUUAAGGGCAUCGAAAGGCAACAUACAGUGGUCCUGAGUGCAUCGUGAGAAGAGAUUGCAAGGUCUCCAGUGAGCACCAUGUCAGACAAUAUCAAGGUCACAGUACGGGUGCGUCCCUUCAUCAAGAGGGAGUUGGGAGAUUCGGGACCCAUCUCACACUGGGACAUUCAGGAUGACCAUGGCAUAGUUCAGGUUCACCCAACCUCCCGCAAAGCCCUCAGUACUUCCUACAUAUUUGAUGAUGUAUUUGGCCCUGAAAUGCAGAAUGAGGAUGUUUAUCAGGAGGUGGCAAUGCCCAUCAUUGAGUCUGCUCUCACUGGCUUCAAUGGCACGAUCUUUGUUUAUGGACAGACAUCUUCAGGUAAAACUUUCACCAUGAUGGGGGAUCGCAGCAGCCCAGGCAUUAUUCCCUUGGCUGUGAAGAACAUUUUUCGUCUCAUUGAAGAAACUCCAGACCGAGAAUACUUGAUCAGAGCGUCGUAUAUGGAGAUCUACAAUGAGAAUAUAUCUGACCUCCUGGUAGGACGGGAUGCCAGGGGGCGCUCUCUCAACAUUCGUGAGGACAUAUCAGGGACAGUGUAUGUGGCUGACUUGAGUGAGGAAUGCUCCAACUGUGAGGAACAGUUGCUGGAGAUUGUCAAGAGAGGAGAGAAGAACAGGCAGAUAGCCAGCACUAAUAUGAAUGAACACAGCUCCCGCUCUCACACCAUCUUCCGCCUGAUUCUGGAGUCUCGGGAGCGAGGGGACGAGGCUCAGGAGGAAGGAGCUAUCACCGUGUCUCACCUCAACCUGGUAGACUUGGCUGGCUCAGAGAAUGCCUCCCAGUCUGGUGCAACAGGAGAGAGGCUGCGGGAGGGAGGGUUCAUUAAUAAGUCCCUCUUCAUGCUUGGCCGGGUCAUUUCUCAACUCAGUGAAGGAGACUCCUUUAUUAACUUCCGUGAUUCCAAGCUGACCCGGAUUCUGCAGACGUCCCUUGGUGGCAACUCCAAGACUGCCAUCAUCUGCACAGUGACCCCAACAGCUGUGGAGCAGACACAUUCCACCCUCAGGUUUGCAUCACGGGCCAAGGCAAUCAAGAACAAACCAGUGGUGAAUGAGGUGCUUUCGGACACAGCACUGCUGAAGCGUUAUGCUCGAGAGAUAAAGGCCUUGGAGCACAUCCUGGCUCUGGAACGGAACACAGACAAGAACCAGGAAGUGGAACAGGUAAGGGAGAUGUUUGAGGAGCAAGCAAGAAGGAAUGAGGAGCUGCAGGCCAAAGUGAUGGAGCUGCAAACAAAGCUGGUUGUCUCCAGUCUGCCACGAGGCUGCUCACAGAAUGUCAUGGAUAAGAAGAAGAAGGCGAGACGUGAGACAUGGUGUGCCCCUGCCAUUUUUAGGAGUCGUAUGAGUCUGGGCCAACCAUCCCUGCCCAUCCUACCCUCUUGUGUUCAGGAGCACAAGUUUGUCCAACCGAUGCUUCCACCCUGGACAGAGAUGAGCCCUUGUUCAGAGACUUCCUGCUCUGACACUUUACUAUAUAAUAAUGAAAAUUCCCCCAACCAGGAAGAAUUUGGCAAGGAGGACUUCAGCUUUGUCCUCAAUCAGGCAGAGAAGUCCAAGUUAGACAAACAAGAUUCUUUGCCACUGGGUUCUCCUUACCUGAUAAACACUGGCAGGAGGAAGAAGAGGAGAGUGAAAUUUGAUGUGGCUCUUUCACCACCCAAGGCAUCAGAUGUUGGCUGUCAGACUGAGGAGAGCCUGAUGCCACAGAUGAGACUGUUUACACAAGGUUUACCCAGCACCCCACAAGGCACUCGAUUGUCUGCCAAGCUGCCAGGCACUCCCAGCACUCCUUCCCAUGUGCUACGGGAGAGGAAUGAGGAGCUACGGGAGAAGCUGAGGGAGAAGGAAGAUUGGCUCAGUGACUGGCAGAGAGAGAUGGAGUCCUUGAAGGAGUUCCACCGUCUUGAGAUCAAGACCUUGGAGGAGAGUUUCGAUGGGAGGGUUGCUGCCUUCACUGAGAAUCAUCCACGUCUUGAGGUGUCAGCACAGGAAACAGAGCACCUCAAGGAAAUAGCAUCACUGCGGCAAUCCAUGCAGGAUUACGAGCAGCUGCUGAUGGAUGCCAACCGGGAACUGUCUCUCAAUGUGCAGAACUCAGCAGACUUACAGAAGCAGCUAGAGACACUCAGUGAGGAGAACAUCCAGCUGUCAGGGCUGCAGGAAGAGGUGGUGAAGCUGCGGGAUGAGAACAAGAUGCUCAGGAAAGAUUUAGAGUUGAAGGAAUGCCUGCUGACCAAAUGUGAAAACGAAAGAAAUGAUUUUGAUGUUGAGAUGGAAUUAGCAUUGGAGAAGCAGAAGCAGAAGGAGGGAUAUCUGCUGAGUAGCUUGGAGGAAGCAUGGAGGAAGAUUGCAAUGUAUGAAAAAGAGGAUGUGGAGGAUAUAAAGAACAGGCAACAACUUGCUCAAUCUGAGUUUAUGAUGUGUACUGCCACCACAGCACAAGGCACAACCCAAAGCCGUGAUGCUCUUGAACAGCAACUGGUGGAAGUGCAACAGGAAGCUGAUGAAAUGCGGGUGGAGCUGCUAGAGGUAUCUCAGCAGAUGAAACAGGUGAAGGAGGAGAAUGAUGAGCUGAGUCAAGAGAUGAAGGAUCUUCAGGAACACCUGAGUGAAGUGCUGUCCAGACAAGACUCUGAUAGAUUACUCCCACUGAAGGAAGAGGUUGAGCACUUAAAGAAGGAACUGGAGGAGGCCAAGAAGAUACCGCAGCAGAAGGUUGAAGGAAAGGAAGAGGAAGAGGUGUGCCUUUCUUCUCCACAUGAAUUUACAUUUGAAAGAAGAGAAGCAGAGCAGGGAAGGAUCUCCCAGGACUUCUCGCGUGCUCUCUCAGAAACCAUACAGGCACUGGAGGAAUCCAUUUGUGUCGCCACUCCAGGCAGGCACUCCUUUGGGACUUGGCUUGACACUAUUUCUCCUAGAGAUCUUGAGGCAGCUAGGCCUCUGGUGGAGACACUCAAGGCAGGACUCUCAGCACUGCAGGAACACAUGCUGAUGAUGGAGCAACAACAGCAGGAAGUGGCCUGUGCUACAAACCACUGCUUGCAGAUCACUGCUGAGGUGGAAAAAGAGCUCAACACAUGGAAGAUUCAAGAGUCCUUCAUGGGAGACUACAUCCUUCAUGCUAUGUCUUAUAGGCAGCCACAACAGAGCAGCUCAAAGGAGGUCGUGCACGAGGCUAGGGAGGAGGCAUGCUCUCGACCUAAUAAGGUAGGGCUUGAAGCCAAGUUAGCCACCUUUGAAAAUCCAUGUCAUUUAAACAGCAAAAAUGAAACAUUUAACCACUCCCAUGAGAAUGAUGCUCCCUCAGUUGUGUCAAGGCAUACUGAACAGAAUGAGGACACCAUGUUGGAUAUGUCCUUCCUCAGCCUUGGCUCCCACUCCAAUAACAUAGAGGUUAAGGAACUGAAAGGACAGGUGGAGCUUCUUACACAGGAAAAUAAUGAACUUCUGGAUCUGGUGAGAGCACUACAGGAUGCUGGUAAAUCAGCUCCUCUUGCUGUUGCUGUAGUGGAAAGGAAAACCAAGACACUUCCAGACACCUGCAUCUCAGAAGCUGUGUGUGAUGAGUCUAAGGAGGAGUUAAGAGAACUGGAGAAGGAUCAUGCUGGAUCAGAAAUCUUAUCAAGGGAUCUACAAGAGUCACAGAUUGAAGAGGUGGUCACAGCACCAGAAGGGAAGUGUGCCUUGGAUGGUAUGUUAUGGGAGCAAGAAGUAGAAAAUGUAAGUCCAUCAUCUGAGCUACCUCCAGCAGUUCCUCAGUCUUUGGCAUAUGAACUGCAACAAGCUGGAAUGAACUUGACAAUGCUGAAUGAAACCUUUGAGACCUCAGUGGUAGUUCCUGUGAGUGUUACCCAGCCCAGCUCAGACACACUAGAGCUCAGACAACAAGCGUGUGUGCUGGAGCAGGAAAAGGUUGAGCUGCAGGAUAGGAUUUGCAGUUUACAAGAUACCUUAAUGCAGAUGAAGGAAAUGAAAAGUUCUAUCAAUGAAAAAUCAACAGAGGAGGAAACUACUUACAUUGGCAAAUUGGAGAGUGAGGUACAGAGGCUAAAAGAAGACUGCCUAGCCCAGACCAAUUGUAUAAAGACACUUCAAAAUAAACUGAACUCCAGGAACUCUGUUGAUAAAGUAGAAAUCCAGGAUUCAACAGCCACCAUCCUGGAGGAAGAAAAACUGAAAUUAGAAUUGAAAGGAGAAAAACUUAAAUGCCAAAAUGCUACUGAGGAGGAGGUACAGGAAGAGGUCAACCAUGUGAGAGAUCAGAUCAGUAAGCUGGAGAAGGAAAAGCUCGUCUUGAAAACAAAGUUGUUGAAGCUUAAUGAGAAGUUAAGUUGCAUGAGCCUGAUGGAAGAAGAGUUGCACAGCCUUCACUGGCAAGUCACUUCGUUGAAAGAAGAAAAGUCAGAUAUAGAGAAGGAACUUGCUUUCAUGCAGGAUCAGGUUGAGAAAUUGACUGAGGAAAAUGAACAACUUUCUGCCAAGACUGACUUUGAGGUCGAAGUAGGGUCUGGGAGAGACAAGGAGAGCAAUGCAAGCCCAGGACUAGACCACAGUGACACUGAAAAUGUGAAUGCAAAUGUCGUGCAGCAAAAGACCAAGGUAUUAGAGGAAGCAAAGGAAGAAAUUCAAGUACUCAAACAGGAAGAAGAGAAGAUGCAUAGAGUCUUAAAAGAAAGCUGUGCAGACAUAAAGAAUGAAAGCAAUGUAAGGGAAUUAGAAGAGAAAAUUAUGGAUCUUCAAAAAUCCAAUGAGUGUCUAAAGGAAGAAAUAGAGAAAAUCUCUGCAAAAUACAAAAAUGAAUUGGCUGAAAAGGAGAAUGAGCUGGAGAUGGUGAUAACAAACUUCAUGGAAAAGGAAGAAGCUCUUGAGAACACAGAGAAGGAGUUAAAGAGAGCCAAUGCAGACUUGAAGGACACUCUAGCCAAUAAAGAUGUAGAGCUUGAGAAUAUUAGGAAUAGAUACAAUGACCAACUUGACAGAGCCACAGAGGAGCUAGAAGAGAUGAGGGUAGUUGUAUCCAAUAAAGACAAAAGGCUUCAGGAUCUUAAGAAUGAACAUGAGAAAGAAUAUACUAAAGUUACUGCUGAACUUGACAAAACCACAGAGGAACUAGAAGAGAUGAGGCUAGCUGUAUCCAAUAAAGACAAAAGGCUUCAGGAUCUUAAGAAUGAACAUGAGGAAGAAUAUGCUAAAGUUACUGCUGAGCUUGAGGAGAUGAAAGAAGCCUUAGUUAAGAAAGAUAUGGAGGUUCAGAGAGUCAAUUCACAGCAGGGUCAGGUGAAAGCAGUGGUAGACCAGAUAUCAGAUAAGAAGGUAAUGUCUGACCUCAAGGAAGAACUGCAGAUACUCAAGCAAGAAUAUGGUGACUUUCAAGCCCAGAAUGAAGAGAGGUUAGUAGAAGCUCAGGCAAGCAUAAGAAAGUUUGAGGAGAAGUACAAUAACUGCUUCCAGGACUACAUUGCAGUGUCACAAGCCUUUGAGGAGAACAGACUGAUGCUUGUGAAGUCUGAUGAGCAGAAGGAGAAACUUGAAAGCGAAGUAAGGAGAUAUGAAGAAGAAAAAAGAGAUCUACAGUUGAAGUAUGAAAAUGAACUGCACAGGUCUGUGUUGGAGAAGGAAAAGCAUGAAAACGAGGUGAAAAAAUAUGAGGAGGAGAAGGAAAAUCUACGUCACAGGUAUGAAAAUGAACUACACAAAUCCGAGUUGGUGAGGGAAAAGCAUGAAAGUGAGGUGAAAAAAUAUGCAGAAGAAAGAAAAAAUUUACGACUCAAGUAUGAAAGUGAACUACAGCAGUCAGAGAAGGAGAAAGAAAACCUAACUGUCAAAUACAAAUGUGAGGUAGAGAAGCAUGUGGAGGAAAAAGAAAACUUGAAACUGAAAUAUGGGAGUGAAAAAGCAAGUGCUGCUGGUGCUGAAGAUUCGCAGUCAAGCGAGGCUCUGGGUUGCUCCUUCCAGAUUGCUGUGGGGCAGAAACUUGAUGAGAUGGAAGCACUGAAGGACAGUCACAAGGAAAAGGUGAAGGAGUGUGACUACCUUAAGGACACUGUGGACAACCUGAAGGCAGUACUGGCCAAGAAGGAAGAGAAGCUACUUACGUUGAUGGCAGAGCAUCAGGAGGAGGUGGCAUUCUAUGUGGACAACCUUAGCAAGAAGGAGAAAAUGGCAAAGGAUCUUGAAAAUGAGACAAAGAGGAGAUGUGAGGAAGUAGCCAGCCUGACAUCUGCCCUCGCUGUUAAGGAACACCGCCUCCACAGACUAGAGAAUGACUUGGCCCACAUGCAGAAGGAAAUGGAGGACAAAGAAACUGAACUACAUGAUGGCAUGGAUCGUCUGAGGAAAGAUUUUGAGGAAGUGUGUGCUGAGAAGAGUAAGAUGAGUGAAGACAUGAAGAGCCUGGAGGAAGCUAAGGAGACCAUCACCUAUGAAUGCUCCAGCCUCAGGGCUCAGCUGGAUAACCUGGAGGAAGACUAUUUGCAAAUUAAGGAGGAACUUGAGGUGAGGAUGAAUGAAAUCCAAUUGAAGACGGAAGUUGUUUGCUCUCUUGAAACUGCACAGGAGAGACUAAAGGAGGAGCUGGACAGUAUAAGGACAAAGGAGACUGAACUUCUAGAACAGCAGGUGAGUAGUUCACACAAGAUUGAAAAGCUUGUUAAGGAUAUUGAAGAAUACAAGUGUGAAAUGUUUGAGAAGGAGAAUCAGUUAGUUGCCAUUAGUGAAGACUUGGCAAGCAAGACAGAAAGUUCAGAAAGACUAGUAAGAGACCUACAGGAUCUUCAUGAACAGCUGGAAGAAAAGUGCAGGGAGGAAAAAGAAGCAAAGAGGAGAAUUGAAGUGUUGGAAGAAAAGCUGAAGAGCUCCAUGGCUGAGGUAGACAAGAUGCACAGCCAGAUCACGCAGUUGUCUGCAGCAAAGGAUCAGAUUUUGACCCUUGAAGAGAAAUGCAGAAAUCUAGAGAAGAUGAGCAAGUCAAGACAGGUACUUGGGAAACAACAUGGACAUCAGCCAGAAGACCAAGAAAUAGAUGUGAUGGAAACUAAUGCUUGUAAAGAGAUGAUCCAUGGAGAAACCCAUAGUUAUGCUGGCACUGUGAAAAAGAGUGGUGAACAGACCAAGGCACUAGUUUGUGAGGACUGCACCCAAUAUAAGUCCCUUGUAGAAAGACUGAAUAGGCUUGUGGAGGAAAAGGAGACAGAGCAUGAGAAGAAGAUGGCUGAGGUAGCUGUACACCAUAGCAAAUCUUUCAAUGCCUCUUCCUUGUUUGACACAUCUGGAAACACAUCAACUCAUGGUACCAAGAAGAAUAGGAUGGCACUUAUGGAGCAGAAAAAUGACAUCCUUUCAGUGCAGCUAGUACAGUACUAUGAAAAGGUGAAGAGACUAGAGGAGACGCUUGAGAACAUGCGGCGAACAAAUGGAGUGAUCUCACAGGACAUGGAAGUGCAAAGAGAAUUGAGUUGGAUGUGGGAGAAGAUGCAGGAAGCUGAGAAGAAAUUGAAACUCCUUAAUAAGAACUAUGACCUCCUUGAAAUUGAAAAUGAAGAACUUAGGAAGUCUCAGGAGCAACAGGCUACAGAAAAGAAAACAGAGGCAGAAGAAAAUAUGGUACUAGAGAUGCAGAAGAGAUGCAAUGCUGCAGAAAACAAAUAUAUGUUGUUACAGGAAGAAUACAAGGUCCUAGUGAAGUUUAAAUCUGUUGGGAAUGAUGUCAAUUCACAAGAGCAUUAUGACUCCUUGAAAAGUAGUCAUGACUCUCUGCAAGAUGAACUCCACUCACUCCAGAAAAAAUACAGUGCACUACAUGAGAACUACACCACACUGCAGGAAACUUAUGACACGCUACAGGAGACCCACAGAAUGCUGCAGGAGAUCCACAGUUCAGUGCAGGCUGCCCACAACAUACUGCAGGAAACGUACAACACCUUGCAGGACAAAUACAGUAGUGCAUGUAACAAAUUUGAGGAACUGCAAGAAAAAUAUAAUGCCCUCCUCAAAGCGCAGAACAGCUCCAGUGAUUCAUCACACGAAAACGCCUUGAGCAACCAAGAGCUCCAGUGUCAUGUAGUCACUGGAAAACCUCCUGUGGGUGUGGUGGCAGCAGUAACUUCCCACAGUGAAGGUGACCUCAGGGAGUGCCUGGCUGCUGCAGAGCGGGAGAAUGAUGAACUCAAGCUCCGCCUGAUGGCCAACGAUGCUCCCUCUAGAAAGAAGGUGGAGUUACUGACACAAGAGCUAAGGAUUGCAGAGAGAAAAAUCUCCCAGCUGAAGGGGGAGUUAAGAAGACAACAAGAAGCUAACCGUGGGGAUUCCACCAUAUAUGAACUGACUGACCAGUCCAAACAGCAGCAGGAAGAGGAAGGCAAGGGCAAGGCAGAACCCGACUACUCAUCUGGGAGCAGCAUCGUGACCCAGGUGGUGGUGAUGGAGCUGCAGAAUAAGCUGUACCACACAGAGAAAGACAAGAAGAAGCUGGAGAAUGAGCUGAAGGUGGUACAGCAACACGUGGACCACUAUCAGACCAAGGCUAGGGAGUGGAAGGUGAAGGCCACCAAGUUUGAACAGGCAGCACAGAAGGCCACGAAAGAACGGGAUGAAAUGUACAGUGAACUGAAGAAAUACGAAGUGAAGAUAGAGGAGCUCAGUAGCAAGCUUGAGAGGCAGCAGUUUGAGCUGGGUCAUCAGAGGGAGCUGAUUCAGAAGAUGGAGAAGGAGGUGCCCUCUUCUAUCUCUGCUGCCUCUGCCACUCCUGGCUUUGUUGAGGUACCUCGGGUAACACCUGCAUCCAGAGAAUCCAGGGGAGCACCAGUAACACCCUUGCUUGCAGCCACAGCUGGAGGAAUAGGGAAGUGUAUGAUGGUAACUCCAGGUACAGUGGAAGGACCAGGAAUAGAAACUGAAGGAAAUACAUCAUCAGUAUCAGGUAGAACAGAUAAAGGAAGGGAUAAUGAUAAACAGAUGCAAGAUGAGAGGCCAGCCACCCGCCUGCUGGGGCUACACAAUGCCCCACUGUCCUAUCACACCCGGGCCGAGAAGCUCCCCUUCAUGAAAGACAUCCGGGCCAAGGAAACAAGAGAUGAGGUACCCAUGUGGAAGAAGUCCCGCAAGGAGAAUGAGGACAUCAAGUAUAGACUUCCACCAGAGGAGAGGAGGAAACCAAGUGAAGAUUGUAAGACUCAGUGAUGUGGUUUUGUCCUUCAUUUCCCUGGAAACACCUUAGUCACUGGCCAUCUUGUGCCUUGGUGGUGACCAUAGCAGUGGCCUUGUGAUGUGAAGGCACCAUGUAGUCUAUCCAGGCUGUGAUCACAUCCCUGACUAACCACUGUGGUAGCUGUUACUUCGCAGGAGUUGUCUGGUCAGCCUCCUUCUGUCUGUCUGUCUUUCGAUUUUGUAAGAAGUUUGCAGAAAAGUGUAUUUUAUUUUGUAGGAAAAUUAGGUUUAAACGCUAUUUUACGUUUUUAUAUAUUUUUAUUUGUAUUUUGUUAUAAUAGAAAUCACAUUUUGUGUCACUUUUCCAAAGUUUUGUAUGAUUUUAGGAGACAAGUGUUUUUAUGUUAUGGCCUAAAGCGCCUGUAGGUAUACUUAAAGAGUAUGGGAAGCGCUGUUCAGCUUCUUCUACCUACCUAUUAGUGAUGCAGGCAAGUUUAUUAUAGUGGUACCCAUAUUAGGGCCCAUAUCACCACCCAAGCACAUCUUUGGUGUAACUACCUAGAACCUGGGUAUCAUGGUGUCAUGUAGGUAACUUUAAACCACUUGACAAAUGGCAAAGUUUCAAGGUGGUACAUGGUGGGAUUUGAACCUAUGCAUAGACAAUCUGGCUUAUCCCACAGUCACCACCUUAUCCAUUAUGCCACUGCCUCCCUACUAUGUAUAUUGUAAUGUUUGUUUUCAAACUGCAUUAAUUUUUUUUUGUUAAUGUGUGCAUAUAUUUGUGUAUGGGUAUGCAUGCAUGUGGAAUCUCAGAAACUAUGAUAACUAUCAAGAUGUUCAGAAUUAAUGAUAAUAUGCAGUAUUUGUCAGGUUUAAUUUGAUGACUAAAAAUGAAAACUUAAUACGUGUUAUUAUUUUGAGGUGCAAUCAAUACUGGUUCUUCACUUAGACUCAAGGACCUGAAAGAAUAGUUGAGACCCAAGGAAAUGUGAGAGUAAUUGAUCACUAAAAUGACAGUGACUGCAACCUUCCUGUGGAUGUGAGAUAUGUGUGCAGUUUUGGUUUAGCAAGCAGCAACUGUAUUGAGUGCAAACAUCAUGUACAAAAUGUACAUAAUGUUUACAAUCAGAAUCUAAGAGGGACAUAUUCAUGAAGCCACAGAAUGCUUGACUUAGAAACCCUUAAAUGGGGCAGAGCAAACCUAGUAUUAUUCAAGACCUGGUCAGCCUUCUCCUUUUGUCUGUCUGUGUCUUAGGAUUUUGUAAGAAGUUUGCAGAGAAAUGUAUUUUAUAUUGUAGGAUAAUUCAGUUUAAACACUGUAUUCUAUUUUUUACAUAUUAUUAUUUGUAUUUUAAUAUAACAAAUCACA
Molecule: messenger RNA, 10660 nt
Organism: Portunus trituberculatus (swimming crab)
Lineage: Eukaryota; Metazoa; Arthropoda; Malacostraca; Decapoda; Portunidae
Gene: cmet
Product: centromere-associated protein E-like
Exons: 22
Coding region: 181-9324 (3047 amino acids)
Biological process (GO): microtubule-based movement; mitotic cell cycle
Cellular component (GO): microtubule
Molecular function (GO): microtubule binding; plus-end-directed microtubule motor activity; ATP binding
Source: RefSeq, a predicted model, not a curated record